Molecule: messenger RNA, 1593 nt
Organism: Colletotrichum karsti
Lineage: Eukaryota; Fungi; Ascomycota; Sordariomycetes; Glomerellales; Glomerellaceae
Product: putative FAD dependent oxidoreductase
Exons: 2
Coding region: 1-1593 (530 amino acids)
Cellular component (GO): cytoplasm
Molecular function (GO): oxidoreductase activity
Source: RefSeq, a predicted model, not a curated record
AUGAAGCCUGUUCUUAGUUUCGUUUUACCUUUCCUUCCAGGGCUACUUGCCCAAGAUCCUGGGUUGCCAGUCUCUAACCCCAGCAUAUCGUACUGGCAACUUCCUCCUCUUGACGGUAUUGCCGAUCAUCAGUCCCAGCAACUUCCUGCCGAAGCUGAUGUCGUUAUCAUCGGAUCCGGAAUGUCGGGCACCAGCAUCGCGUGGCACCUCCUCAAGGACAACACCACGAGCCCUCUCAGGAUCGCAAUGAUAGAGGCUCGACAGGCUUGUUCGGGUGCUACUGGGAGAAACGGCGGUCAUAUCAGGCCUUCGUCUUACUCCGAGUACGCUGGUGCUAAGGAGUCAGUAUCGCAGACCGAAGCCGCCAAGAUUACGAGACUCCGAUCCGCUCAUGUCGACGCCCUGAUAUCAGCGGCCAACUCCCUGCCUGAAGAGGGACGUCAGGCGGCCGAAGCUCGUGCUGUGGAUAGCAUUGAUGCAUUCUUUGACGAGAACGAAUGGAAAAAUGUUAUGCAGCAGUUGGAGGUGUUGAAGAGAGAGGUUCCUGAUGUUGGCAAAGAAUGGACUAUGUUUGGCAAAGAGGAGGCUCGUAACAUCUCUCUGCUUACAGAGACGGUGGGAAUCUUGACCGGAACGCCAAAGGUUGCGGGUGCCAUUUGGCCGUAUCGUUUCAUCACACAUGCCCUGAAGGCUCUCCUGGACGACUAUCCCAGCUUUUCUCUUGACACCAGCACGGCCGCCUUGAAUGUUUCCUCCAUUGUUGAUACUUCUUCAAAGUUCAACUUUGAGGUCACCACUAGUCGAGGCAAGAUCCUGGCCAAGAAUGUCGUCUAUGCGACGAACGCCUGGACACCCCAUUUUGUCCCUGGUUUGCGGGGAGUUAUUCAAGGAGGCCGGUUGCACAUGAGCGCUCAACUUGGCGGAAGCGGCCUUCCGAAAGCUGGAAGUUGGCCAUCUUACACUGGAAACGGCAGUCUUUCCGGAGGCCGCGCAUGGUCGCUGUUCCGUAACGGCCUGGACUACAUCGUCCAGAUGCCCCGUAACGGAGAAUACAUGUUCGGAGGCGGCAUCGAGGGUGACGAGCCUGGCACGGCUUUCCCUAGCGACAGCGGCCCUCCUAACCACGCUGCUGUUUCCUACCUCAACGGUGCUUUGCCGAACUACUUCGGAUAUGACACCUACGGAGCUGAGAGAACGGACUUUCCAGAAACCUCUGAUGCCAACGUAUGGCCUGGUCGAACCAAACGCGUCUGGGUGGGUAUUGAAGGAAGCUCGUCUGAUUCCCGGCCAUACGUGGGACGCCUGCCAGAGACUGCCACAAACAGGGCCAUCAGAAAUACGACAUCGGGAGGAGAAUGGGUGUCGGCUGCUUUUGAUGUCGAGGGGAUGUGCUUCGCAUGGCUAUGUGGACGUGCCCUCAGUCAGAUGAUCAAGACCGGUAGCUCGGGCACGAACUCAACUGCUGGUCUCCCUGACUGGUUUCCCCAGUCAUUCCUUGUUACGGAGGAACGUCUGUCCAAGGGGAAUAUCACCCGGCGUGGCAAGAACAACUGGAUGUAUCCUCGCAUGGCAAAUGCUCUUCGAUGGUACUGA